Cyclospora cayetanensis is the source of this 2139-nucleotide messenger RNA. Its product is annotated as acetyl-coenzyme A synthetase. The coding region runs from base 1 to 2139 and encodes 712 amino acids. The record is from RefSeq and is a predicted model, not a curated record. The transcript has 15 exons. NCBI's taxonomy places the organism in Eukaryota, Apicomplexa, Conoidasida, Eucoccidiorida, Eimeriidae. Gene Ontology annotation, molecular function: AMP binding; acetyl-CoA synthetase activity.
AUGCCUGCUGCCUGGGAUAGAGACCUCGGCGAGGCCUGUGUGGUGGACAGGGGCAGCCCCAAUGUGGAGAGGAGCGACUUGAACCUUGAGGGAGCGCAUGAGGCCAUCUCCUCUUUUCCAGUAAAAGAGGUGCACGAGCCCCCGCCAAAGAACACCAGCAGGUGCAAUGUGCCUUCAGAGAGCAUGUACAAGCAUCUUUACUGGCGCAGUUUGACUGAUGCAGACAACUUCUGGAGGGAGAAAGCCCUCGAGAAGCUGCGCUGGUCGCAUCCCUUCACCAAGACACAACACGGAUCCCUGAAAAACGGGGAUAUGUCUUGGUUCCUUAACGGCAAGCUGAAUGUGUGCGACAAUUGUGUGGACCGGUGGGCUGAACAAUACCCCCAGAGGAUCGCCUUGAUUUAUGAGGGCGACACUUCAAAAGACAGCCAAGUCGUCACAUACAAGGAACUGCAAGACCAAGUUUGCCGUUUUGCGAAUCUCCUCAAGAGUCUAGACGUGCGAAAAGGGGAUAUCGUGACAAUCUACCUGCCCAUGAUGCCAGAAAUCGUUUACGCCAUGCUGGCAUGUGCGAGGAUCGGCGCGGUGCACAGCGUGGUCUUUGCAGGCCUCUCUGCCAACAGCUUGGCAGAGCGUCUCGAGGAUGCCAACAGCCGAGUGUUGAUUACAGCCACGAAAAGCACGAGGGGUGGCAGAGAGGUGCACCUAAAGAAGGUUGUCGACGAGGCCCUAGAACACGUUUCCUGCGUGAAGCACGUAGUUCUCUUCAGAAAGUCCGAAGAUCCUUCCUCCUUUGUGGAGGGCCGGGACCUCUCUGGCGACGAUCUUCUUCCGCAGAUGCGCCCAUACUGCCCGCUUGAGAUUAUGGACAGCGAAGAUCUGCUCUUCAUCCUCUAUACCUCUGGCUCUACAGGAAAGCCAAAGGGUGUCUGCCACACCAUCGCUGGCUAUCUGUUGUACGCCGCGCUAACGCACGAAUACAUCUUUGAUUACCACCCUGGCGACACAUUUGGUUGCCUUGCGGACUGCGGCUGGAUCACGGGCCACUCGUACACCGUCUAUGGACCACUCUGCAAUGGGGCCACUACGGUGCUCUUCCAGGGGAUCCCAACGUAUCCUCACCCUGGAAGGUACUGGGAUUUAGUGCAGAAGUGGAGGAUCACGCAGCUCUACACGUCUCCCACCGCCAUCAGGGCCCUAAUGCAGCAUGGAGAUGAGUGGCCCAAGAAGUACGACCUGAGCACUCUUAGGGUAAUCGGCUCCGUGGGUGAGCCGAUCAAUCCGGAAGCCUGGCGAUGGUACUAUGAGAACAUCGGCAAAGGCCAGUGCUCUGUUGUGGACACGUACUGGCAGACAGAAACUGGAGGACACGUUCUCGCGCCCUUCCCAGGGGCAACCAUCACCAAACCGGGGUGUGCAAUGGUCCCAUUUUUCGGCAUUGAGCCCGCAAUUGUCGAUCCACAAACAGGAGAAGAGAAGAAGGGCAAUGAAGUCUGCGGAGUUCUCUGCCUAAAGCGGCCUUGGCCAGGAAUGUGCCGGACGGUCCACAGGGCGCACAAGCGACUCGUGAACACGUAUCUACAACCAUAUCCCGGAUACUAUUUCACAGGAGAUGGGGCAUAUCGGGAUGCUGACGGCCACUACUGGAUAACGGGCCGCGUUGACGAUACGCUAAAUGUCUCAGGCCACAGGCUCAGCACAGCAGAGAUCGAGCACGCUUUGGUGCAGCACCCCCGCAUUGUGGAGGCGGCUGUCGUUGGCGUCCCACACGAGGUGAAGGGCACAGCUAUUUUCUGCUUCGUCAUCCUCAAGGCUGGGGAGACGCCAGCUGGAGUGAUCGACGAGGCCAGGAAACAAGUGAGGAAAGAGAUCGGUCCGAUUGCCACACCUGACUUUAUUGUUAUUGCUCCCGGCCUGCCCAAGACACAGAGCGGGAAGAUCAUGAGACGCCUUUUACGUAAGCUGUGUUGCCUUGACCAGAGUCUGGGAGACACAACCUCUCUGGCCAAUGCCGAGGUCAUUCCGUCGCUGCAGGGCCUAAUUAUGGAGACCGUCCUGGCAGAACGCAAAACCCCAACUACAACUGCAGCAGAAAAAGCCGCGACGAGCGGGAAAAAAGCAAAACACAACUCGUCGUGA